AACAUGGUUGAUAUUAACUGCUUUUAGAAAUCGUAAUUGUAUAAUAUUAUGAAAUUAACUAAGCCUUUUACCAUUAAAAAGAAAAGUAAGAAUAAAAACUUGAAAAGAGAUAAUUUGGAAAGUAACUCCGACAAUAAUCACUGCUAAACCCCUGAAUGAAAAUGAAAGUAACGUAGAAGAUCUACACAUCCUCAGAUGCACUUUCAUCAAGAAGACUUUAUUGAAGCCAUAGACUAAAAUCUACAUCUUAAAACAAAAUGGGAUACAUGAUGAUUUUGUGGAUUAUUCUUGUAACCGUGGUUACUGUAUAUUACUUGAACAUUCCACCACCAGAUCUAUCCCCAAGGCUCAAGACCUGGUACAAGAAAGGCAACUUUAUGAAAUAUAAAGAAUUUGAUAUUUUCUACAUAGAUGAAGAUGGUAUUUUAACAGAUGACAGCACACUGUUGUUGAUUCAUGGUUUCCCAACUUCAAGUCAUGAUUGGAUAAAGAUUUUGGAUGAUAUGAAGGAACAGUACAGUAGGAUUAUUAUACCUGAUAUGCUAGGCUUUGGAUUCACAGAUAAACCUAAACAGUAUGACUACUUGAUAACUGAGCAGGCAGACAUUUUAGAAGCAGUAUUAAAAUCUCUGUCAGUUAAAGAUGUGCAUAUUAUGUCACAUGAUUAUGGUGAUACAGUUGCCCUGGAAUUACUUCACAGGCACAAUACAGGAAGUGGAUAUAUGCAGGUGAAUUCAUUGUGCAUGUUGAAUGGCGGGCUAUUUCAAGAAACAUAUUAUCCAAGGUUAAUUCAAAAGGCUCUUCUGGUACCUGUCCUAGGAGACCUUCUUUCCCAUUUAUCAUUCUAUGGAUCAUUGAAACGAGGAUUAGGGAGUACAUUUGGCCCCAAAACACAGCCAUCUGAGACAGAUAUGAGAGAUUUCUAUACAGUAUUAAGAUACAAAGAGGGAAAUGUUGUCAUGUCAAGACUGAUACAUUACAUUACUCAGAGAAAUGAGAACAAGGAACGUUGGGUAGGAGCCUUGCAGAAAACAAAAGUACCAGUACAUAUGAUUUAUGGUCCAGCUGAUCCUGUGAACCCUCCUGUAUUUGUUGACCAUUAUAAGAAAGUAGUUCCAAACCCACAUAUAGAAGUGUUACCAAUUGAUAUAGGACAUUACCCACAAUGGGAAUAUCCAAAUGGAGUUGUGUCUUCCUACCUUCAAUUUUUAGAGACAAUAAAAGAUGAUUAAAUGUCAAAGUUAAAAUGAAAAAUGCAUGUAAUAUAAUAGAAAACUGCUAAAUGUUCUAAGCUUCAAAGCUGCAUGCCUCCAAAUG
Ruditapes philippinarum (Manila clam) is the source of this 1317-nucleotide messenger RNA. Its product is annotated as mesoderm-specific transcript protein-like. NCBI's taxonomy places the organism in Eukaryota, Metazoa, Mollusca, Bivalvia, Venerida, Veneridae. The transcript is spliced from 13 exons. The record is from RefSeq and is a predicted model, not a curated record. Gene Ontology annotation, molecular function: catalytic activity. Bases 258 to 1232 code for a protein of 324 amino acids.